AUUUUCCCGUUAGAUCCGACCAACUUAGAAGAAAGGUGUGUAGAUAGCGUAUACACACUAUCUAUGCCGUCAUCAGAUCUAUUACACCAACGCAUGUUAUGGAAGAGGAAAGGGCGACGAAAACGGUAAAAUACAUAAUCAUUUCUCUGUUACGAAAUAGUUAAUUUCGUCCUCGUUGCUGUUAGCCCUAUAGCCUCCUCGAUAGCGCCAAUGUAUUUUACUUUAUGAUCUUGUUGGUCAGAGCUCUUGCUUAAUCCCUGUUACCUUUUACAUCGACGUUUUUCCGCCGAAACAGUCAGUCGCCAGGAUAGUAACGGCGUUGGUUGUCCCGCUCAGGGAUCAGCGUCAUCAUUAAGAGCCGUGCUGUAUCCUUGUGGCAUUCCCGUUGCCAUCAAUGUCCGUCGACUUUUCUGUGCAAUCGACAGGCCGCAGGCAGGCAGAGAGACAGACACACACCGAACGGCUUCAGAGAGUGGUUCGUUCCUCUGACCAACAGCAACACUAGUUGCCUCAGCAACGGCAGCUGUCGACGGGGCCAACAGUAUUAACGAAAGCCGCAGUCAUCGCCGCCAUCAGAUGCCCGAUAGCGACGGCCAGGGUGGGCGGCUUCUCCCACAACCCUCAAUCGCUUCCACCCACUCAACUAGUGGUACUGUGAACUGCCCUGAUAGAAAGCAUCGAGAAGACUGACCAUCCAAAACAUCCUGGCUAAUCGAGAAUUAAUCAUCAACAGAGCUGUGAAAACGCGCAACGGAAAUGCCAGCUAAAAAGAAUAGUUUGGGUUGACGUUCGUAGUGGUGCUAGCGUUCGCCAGGAAUCGAUUCUCGUGCAGUGAGCGGUGCAUAAUUGGUCGUUUGACCGGCGGGUCGCUGGCUGAGAGCUAGAAGUUCGUUUGUGCGGCUACCGCCCACCUAGGCCAUCAAGCCGCAGAACAGGACCGGAACCUACUGCAAAAACAUCGCAACGGCCACAUCGUCACGUAACGUUCCGAGGAAGAACGCGGGCAGCCUGAAAACGUCGUCGCUGUUCGUGCCACGGAUCGCAGACGCACCGUCCCAGUUGUCAACACGGAAAAUAUGGGCAUAGACUGAUCUCCCGUAGUGGAGAUCGAGGCGCCAAGAACAAAGAAGGAAUGUGAUUUCUGAUGAGAGCUUCUUCUGAUGUGUGUUCAUAAUAUUGCAGUUGGAUCUGAGCCGCGCCGCAAUCCCGGAGUUACAACAACAAAGAUUGGCCGUAGCAUUGACAGAAUAAAAGCUCGUUAACGUAGUGCUUCUGACUUGCAACGAUGAAGAACGGCAUAUCAAGAGUGCAUCGAUAUGAGAAGAUCGCACGAUUCGUGAGGGCACUACUGCUGUGCGUCGCUACCGUAUGGAUACCUCUUGCUCCGGGAGUAUGCGGAGAGGGCCGGCUAAUCAUCGAGCCUGAAGGCGAAAAUCACACACAACCUGCCGAGCAGGGGUUUGCGUUAUUCUGUAAAGCCGGUCCAGGAGAAGGAGAUUAUGCCAACUUUCGCUGGAUAGGGCCUCAGCUUCAGGAGUACAGCGCCAUUGGAGCUAUCCACACAAUCGACUCUGGCUCGAAUCUAAUUUUGUCUUUCGAGAAGCCAACACCUGAAAACUCUGGCAAAUAUGCAUGCGUCGCUACGUACGCCAACACAGACGAGGUGCGAGCCGUAGUAAAGCUCACUUUUUUCCAUGAUAUUAGCUGGGAUGACUGUCCACUCAAACAGAACCUCGUUAUCGGCAGAGAAGGGACCAUCCGUUGUGCUGUACGAGGGAACCCCGUCCCUACCGUGACAUGGUUGAAGGACGACAUCUCAGUACGGAACGAGCCUCGCUACGAGGUGCUUGCAUCGGGUCUAAAGGUCAAAGACGCACAGCAACAGGAUCGUGGCAAAUUUAUUGUUUCAGCGAUGGUAACUGCAACUGGCAAAUAUCAACGCAAGGUAAUUACCGUCGACGUGCUAACGCCGCCGAAAAUUAACGAUUUACCUGAAGUGGCCGAAGUAACGGAAGGCGCAGCCGGCCGGCUGCACUGUUCCGCAAAUGGGUAUCCACAACCAUUGUACUACUGGACGGAUUUCCCCGGACGCAAUCUCUCGUCGGUGGUCGGUUUUCGCGUGACACCAGAGACAGGCGUCCUCGAGAUUACGCACGUGGCACGUGAAGACGAAGGCGAAUAUUCGUGCCAUGCCGUCAACCCUGCCGGUCAGGACGUGGCGCAGAUUCGGGUGGACGUCAUUGUGCGGCCCAAGAUCGUCCUGUUCGAGAAUAAGACAACCGACGCACUAUCAGAAGUACGGCUGGAAUGCCGCGCCGAAGGCAAGCCUAAGCCUGAUAUUGCUAUACGAAAGGAGGGCGCGCUAUUGUCCUUGUCACCAGAGGAUUCUGCGGUGUUCUUCACGCGACGCACCGAGGGCUUCGAGAACGUGUUGCAGGUCAUGAUUCGUCCCGUGAGUCGGCAGCACGACGGGCUCUACUACUGCUCUGCGGAGAACAAGGCCGACAAAGUUGAGCGAGUGGGUCAUUUGACCGUAAAUUUCCCGCCAGAGUUGGUCGCCCGUCAGAACCCCGUGAUGACAUGGGAUGCGAAUCCCGCUACGCUCAGCUGCCAUAUUUCGGCUAUUCCGAACGCCACUGUCGAGUGGUGGUUCCGUGGGCAAAUGGUGCGUCCGCGGGCAGGCUUCUUCACACUGGACGAGGCGCCCGCUCUGUCCACCCUUACCGUAACCGACCUCGUACCUGACCGCUUCGGUAUCUAUGAUUGCAAGGCUAAAAACAAGCUUGGCGAAAGCACGCUGCGUAUUGGACUCCAACAGGCACGUCGACCUGAUAAGCCUCAAUUGCCGAUCGUACUUCGAGUAUCAGCAACAACAGUAACAUUAGAGUUCCAGCGACCUGUUGAUGAUGGUGGUAUGCCAAUUAUCGAGUACAUUAUUCGAUGGUGGAUGGAAGGGACAGACGAGGCAUUGGCGUUCGACAAGAAACAAGGUGAAGUGAUGGGCAAGCCAAUCACAAUCGAUCGUCUCAUGCCACGUACUAAGUACAAUUUUAAAUUUAGCGCACGCUCGCAGGUUGGCGAGGGCCCGCCGUCCGACAUUCUGCCCGUGUACACGAACGAAGAGAGUGUACCGGACGCGCCGCUAAUUUUGACGCGCGCCAAUUUCAGCGUAUACCCUACACGCUACGAUUUACAGUGGGCGAUGCCCCUGUCGAACGGGAAGGAGAUUCAGUACUUCCGCGUUACUUAUUUCCAGGUGGAGAAGUACGGUCCCACUGAGUUCCGUAAGUCGCACUCGAGCAGAGAACGUGAGAUCAUCGUGGACACGUGGACGAAUCUAAUCGGUGUCGAGUUAACCGGGCUCAAACCCGAAAGCUAUUACAAGGUGCUUGUAGAGGCGUACAACGAGUUGGGCUUCAGUCAUCCGGCGGAGUUCGUCUUUCAGACAGCUCGCGGCGAUGGUAUCAUCGGAGCGUUUCCCGACCAUCCGGGUCCCGUUGAGCUACCGCAUUUCGCCUUCACAAUGCCUCUAAUCAUUGCUACGACACUGCUGUUGUCCUUUAUGCUAUUGAUUUUUCUCGACGUCAUCUGCUACUUCAGAUUCCAGUGGGGACUGCUCUACUUCCUAAGACACCUGCUGUGCUCAAGAGGUCCUAUGUAUACUAAGUCUCUAGCCUAUUAAGCUAUGUAUAACAUCUACUGUAACAUUCCAAUGUAUCUACGCAUGUAUUAUGGUAACUAUUAAUGCCGAACGACGAUGUACUUAUGAUAUUCAAACACAAUUGCAGCCCGUCCUUGCCACAUCAACAAGUAUUACAUAAUGAAGCCAGUUUAUAGUUGGGUGAUGGAGAGACUCAAUCAAAUCGACAGAACUUCAAAACCGGCUACAUUAAGUCACUCUACGCCAAGUAAGAUGAAAAAAAAAACGUGGAAGCAUCCGUAUA
Molecule: messenger RNA, 3944 nt
Organism: Varroa destructor (honeybee mite)
Lineage: Eukaryota; Metazoa; Arthropoda; Arachnida; Mesostigmata; Varroidae
Product: fasciclin-2-like
Biological process (GO): cell adhesion
Cellular component (GO): membrane; neuron projection
Molecular function (GO): protein binding
Source: RefSeq, a predicted model, not a curated record